AUGGCUAUUGUUUUGGAAAGCGUAGCGAAGAGUUUGUGAAAAUGUUUUCUACUAACACCGGAAAAUUUAAUGCUGAAAAGGCGGAUGGCGAUGAUACGAAUGAGAUCGGAUAUCGACAAUCCCGGGAGAAUGAUCAAAUCGACCAGAAAUAUGGAUUCGAACGGGUGAAGGAUACACAAGAACGUACAGGCUAUCUCAUCAACAUACACUCGACGGAAAUACUAAAUGAAGAUCGCCGACUGGUAGCCGCAUUGGAUAUGUAUUUCUUGCAAAUGGACGGCAAUCGAUAUAAAACAACGGUAAUAUACGCGCCUUAUUUGCUGCUGAUUACACGCGAUGGAAAUUCUCUGGAAGUGGCAAAGUUUUUAGGUAAAAAGUAUUCUGGACAGCUGUUAAGCGUUGAGCACAUUCAAAAAGAAGACCUGGAUUUGCCGAACCACUUGAGCGGCUUAAAGCAGAACAUGCUGAAACUUAGCUUUCCCAACACGACUCAAAUGAAUAAGGUAAAGCGAGAUCUGUCCAGCGCGGUACGUAAGAAUCGAGAGCGCGAAAAGGCUAAUACAUAUUACAUGCAAAUGCUGAGUACGUCUCUAUCGACGGCAAUCUGUUAUGACGGCAUCGAGGCCGAAGGAAGUGGACCAAAUCAGAAUGUAGACUUUUACGAUUAUAUCGUUGAUAUACGGGAACAUGAUGUACCGUACCAUGUUCGAGUGUCAAUUGAUUUGAACAUAUUCUGUGGCACAUGGUACACCGUCCGCUGUCGUGGUGGCGAAGAACCUCCCGUCAUUACACCGCGUCCGGACAUUCUCGAUCGUCCUGAGCCGGUCAUUCUUGCGUUCGACAUAGAAACAACAAAGCUGCCGCUAAAGUUUCCAGACGCACAAACGGAUCAAAUCAUGAUGAUUUCCUACAUGAUAGACGGCCAAGGAUACCUGAUCACGAAUCGUGAGAUCAUUAGCGGUGAUGUGAACGAUUUUGAAUACACUCCCAAGCCGGAAUUUGAAGGCAACUUUAUCGUUUUCAACGAGCCUAACGAGCUGGGAUUGCUGCAAAAAUUUUUUGACCAUGUGCUAGAGGUGAAACCACAUAUCUUUGUAACGUACAACGGUGACUUCUUCGAUUGGCCUUUCGUUGAGGCGCGUGCAGCUGUCUACGAUUUGGACAUGAAGCGUGAGAUAGGCUUCUCGAAGGUAAAUGGGCGCGACGGAAAUUACCUUUGCCGACCUGCGAUGCAUCUUGACUGUCUGUGCUGGGUGAAGCGCGAUUCCUAUCUUCCCGUUGGCUCGCAAGGAUUGAAAGCUGUGGCAAAGAGUAAACUGCGCUAUGACCCAGUCGAACUGGAUCCCGAAGAAAUGUGCCGUAUGGCAGUAGAGCAACCCCAAGUGUUGGCAAAUUAUUCAGUCUCAGAUGCGGUGGCGACUUAUUAUCUAUAUAUGAAGUACGUUCAUCCAUUUAUUUUCGCCCUGGCAACGAUUAUUCCAAUGGAACCGGACGAAAUUCUGCGGAAAGGUUCGGGGACGCUUUGCGAAUCGUUGCUGAUGAAAGAAGCGUUCAAGGUGAACAUUGUAUUUCCUAACAAACAAGUGUCCGAGUUAAACAAACUGACAAACGAUGGGCAUGUGCUGGAUUCUGAAACGUACGUAGGAGGCCACGUAGAAGCACUUGAGUCGGGCGUGUUUCGCGCUGACAUCAGCACCCGCUUUCGACUGGAUCCAGAUAUGAUAAAACAGUUGCAAGAAAACGUGGACAAGGUGCUUGAACAUGCAAUUGUCACCGAGGAAGGUGUACCGUUAUCGGAAGUGACCAACUUUGAAGAAGUGAAAGCUGAAAUAUUGUCCGCGUUGCAGCAAUUGUACGAUAUUCCAACUCGCUUAGAACAGCCCGUUAUUUAUCAUCUAGAUGUGGGGGCAAUGUAUCCGAACAUCAUUCUCACAAAUCGGCUGCAACCAUCUUCAAUGGUAAACGAUGCGGAUUGUGCUGCGUGUGAUUUUAACAAACCUGGCGCACGUUGCAAGCGAGAUAUGGAAUGGUUAUGGCGUGGUGAAAUGCUUCCUGCAAGCCGCAAUGAAUUUCAGCGCAUUCAGCAGCAGCUAGAAACUGAAAAAUUUCCCCCACUUUUCCCAGGUGGUCCGCAACGCGCUUUUCACGAACUUUCACGAGAGGAUCAGGCAAAUUAUGAGAAAAAGCGCCUGUCAGAUUAUUGCCGCAAAGCGUACAAGAAAACAAAAGUAACGCGAUUGGAGACGCGAACAUCAACCAUAUGCCAAAAGGAAAACAGUUUCUACGUGGAUACGGUGCGAGCGUUUCGCGAUCGUCGAUAUGAAUACAAAGCUCUAACGAAGGUUGCCAAGGCAGCCGUCACGGCGGCAGUGAAGAGUGGCGAUGCUGGCGAAAUAAAAGCCGCAAAAGGACGUGAGGUAUUGUAUGACUCACUGCAGCUUGCACACAAGUGUAUUCUAAACUCAUUCUACGGAUAUGUAAUGCGCAAAGGUGCCCGUUGGCACAGUAUGCCAAUGGCAGGUAUUGUCUGUUUGACUGGCUCAAACAUCAUUACGAAAGCUCGAGAAAUCAUCGAACGCGUGGGAAGGCCACUUGAGCUGGACACCGAUGGCAUAUGGUGUAUCUUGCCGGCAUCAUUUCCGCAAGAAUUUACGAUCCGAACUAAUCAUCAGAAGAAGAAAACGAUCAAUGUUUCCUACCCGAAUGCCGUUCUUAAUACGAUGGUAAAGGAUCACUUUACGAACGAUCAGUACCACGUGCUGGAGCGACCACACACUGCCGAUGGUAAGCAAGCCGAAUAUUCUAUACGCUCGGAGAACUCCAUCUUUUUUGAAGUAGACGGGCCCUAUCUGGCAAUGGUGCUUCCUGCCGCCAAGGAGGAAGGUAAAAAAUUGAAAAAACGAUAUGCAGUAUUUAACUUUGACGGUUCAUUGGCCGAACUGAAGGGGUUUGAGGUGAAGCGACGAGGCGAGCUCCAGUUGAUAAAAAUAUUUCAAUCAUCCGUUUUUGAAGCAUUCUUGCAAGGGUCCACUCUGGAGCAGUGCUAUGCUUCUGUAGCCAAAAUCGCCGAUUAUUGGCUGGAUGUUUUGUACAGCAAAGGACACAAUAUGCCAGAUAGUGAACUUUUUGAACUGAUUUCCGAAAAUCGUUCAAUGUCACGUAAACUCGAGGAUUAUGGGGAACAGAAAUCAACGUCCAUUUCCACAGCGAAACGGUUGGCUGAAUUUUUGGGCGAUCAGAUGGUAAAAGAUGCAGGAUUGGCUUGCAAAUUUAUCAUUUCUCGCAAACCGGAAGGAGCACCCGUGACGGAGCGGGCAAUUCCUUUGGCAAUAUUUCAAUCGGAAAUAAGCGUUCGACGACAUUACUUACGGCGCUGGCUGAAAGACAACACCAUGGGUGAUGCAGAUAUACGCGAUGUUUUGGAUUGGAACUACUACAUCGAACGCUUGGGAGGAACGAUACAAAAAAUCAUCACAAUUCCAGCCGCAUUGCAGGGCCUGAAUAAUCCGGUACCGCGUGUGCAACAUCCCGAUUGGCUGCAUAAGAAAAUGUUAGACAAAAAUGAUACCUUGAAACAACGACGUAUAAGUGAAAUGUUUAGCAUCGCACCACCAAAACCGAACAGAGAGGUUACCGAUGUCGAAGAUUUAGUAAGGAAACAAACCAACGGAUCACUAGCGGGUGUUCCGAUCACCCACAAACGGCGCAGAGAAGGUUCUGAAGAACAAGACGAUUGCCCUCAAACCGAAGCGGAGCAACCGAUCCCAAAAACUUGGCGUGAAGCUUUAGGAGAACCUCCCUUGCCGGGGUCAAGUCGGGCUGAAUUGAUCGAUUGGCUACAAUUUCAUAAGCGGAAGUGGCGCUGGCAAUUAUCGCAGCGCAAUACACACCGGCGUGAUGUGCGCAAUAGCAAACGUAUCCGCACGACUAACGAUGAUAGCGUUAAUGUCGCGGUAUCAGCACGAACCGCAACAUUAGGUGGUUUUCUGCGCAAAACGCAACGUUCGCUGAUUGAACAGAGUUGGCAGAUAAUACAGCUUUUGCCGAUGGACGAUAUGGGUAACUUUACCGUUUGGGCUAUGGUAGGUGACGAGCUGCACAAAAUUCGGCUCACUGUUCCGCGAAUCUUCUACGUAAAUCAACGAACGCCGGCUCCCCCUGAGGAUGCCGGAGCAGCGGGAGGAUCCAAAACUAUGUGGAAAAAGGUUCAUCGAGUACUGCCUCGUGCACGGCCCGUUUAUCAUCUUUACCAAUACGUGGUGCCCGAGCAAGUAUUUCGCGACAAUCGUUUGGGUUUGCUGGCUGAUCUUGCGACGCCAGAUAUCGAAGGAAUAUACGAGACGCAGAUGACGCUAGAAUUUCGUGCCCUCAUGGAGCUAGGCUGCGUAUGUGCGGUUCAACGAUCGGAAGCAAGAGCAUUAGCAGCAAUGGCUACGAAAGAUCUCGAUGCUUUCAACAUCCAGCAGUUGGAGAUGCGCCCCGUCUCCUGUACACCGUAUCUCAAGAACUCCUUGAAUGGUCGCGUGAAUUUGCGCAAGAUAUUCCUCUACCAGCACGUGUCACCGACAGGAAAACGCGAGAUGUGGGGUCUAUUCUCGGCCGCCAGUAAGAAAGCUCUCGUGAUUGUUCUAGAUACGGUACGCACAAACCAACUGCCAACAGUAAAAAAUCUAUACACUUCCGAACGAAUAGCACUACUGACCGCCAGCGAUGAACAUGGGGAAGAUAUGCUUCCUCCGUCGGACAUGACGUUCGAAGUUUUUAUGGAAAUAGAUGCCAAGCAGGUGUAUCAGCGCGUAACGCGCGCGUUAUCGGCAUAUCGUGAUGAAAAACGUGGCCCAACGUUACUAUGCCUUCAAACGGCCCUUGGAUUGCACAAGUUAAAUCAGCAUUUGCCGAUUUGUUUAGAGUUCCCAGAGGUUUCCAUUCACAUAGCAGACGACGCGGCCCUGCUCUCUGGGCUCGAUUGGCAACGGCACGGUGCUCGGUCAAUGAUACGACACUUUCUUAAUUUAGGUCGCGUUCUUCAAAUGAUGCUAGAACAGUGCCUCUAUUUCCAGCUUCCGCUGGGCAACAUGCCUCCCGACACGGUGCUUUUCGGUGCGGAUUUGUUUUUCGCGCGGCUUCUACAUCGCCAUAAUUUUGUGUUAUGGUUUUCUGGCGGGGCCCGUCCCGACCUUGGAGGACGCGAAGCGGAUGACAGUCGAUUGUUAGCCGAGUUUGAAGACAACAUCUCGGUCGUACAGAAUCGAAGUGGUUUUUAUCGUUCAGUUUGCGUUGAACUAACCGUAGAAAGCUUAGCGGUAUCUGCCCUGCUCCAGGCUAGCAAGGUACAGGAACUGGAAGGCACUUCAUCCGCAAUUACAUUCGACGUAAUGCCCCAAGCAUCGUUAGAAGAAAUGAUCACUAGCGGACCAAACGGUCAGCAGCUUUCCAACUACGACGAAACAGCACUUUGCAGUCAGGCAUUCCGUGUGAUGCGGAUGAUGGUCAACACAUGGCUGCGCGAAGUUUCAAUCAACCGCAAUGUAUUUUCCGACUUUCAAAUCAUCCACUUUUACCGUUGGGUACGGUCCAGUCGCGCUCUGCUAUACGAUCCUGCUUUAAGACGCGCUCUCAAUACUAUUAUGCGGAAACUUUUCUUGCAAAUUGUAGCCGAGUUUAGACGCAUGAAAGCAACGAUCAUUUACGCGGAUUUUAAUCGUAUAGUGAUUGAUACAGGCAAGCGAACUGUUGGCGACGCGAUCAGCUACACGGACUAUAUAGUGCAAAACAUUCGCAACCGCGAACUCUUCCACAGCGUUUCGCUGUCGUUUCAGCAAGCGUGGGAAUUUCUAUUGUGGAACGAUCCAACAAACUACGGCGGGGUGAGAGGUAACCUACCGAAGGAAGCGAUUGACUCCAACGAACCGAAUACGUUAACAUCGCAGGAUGAAUUGGACGAAGAAGAGCUGGCGCUCGAAAUGAACUGGAGUAUUUCCGAGCAGCUGCCCGAGGAAAGAAGAUGUCGGGCGAAUUUUGAAAGCUUUGUUGUGUCUUUCCUCCAAACAAUGGCCGAAGGUGUCUCGCCCGAAAGUGCACUGCAAAAGCUAGCCUGCAUUGCCUACGGAAUGGUACAAAAAAUGCACGAUGGAUCCGCACGUGGCGCCAACGGCCCGGCAUUGGAGUUUAUAAAGGCGAUAACUAAAGCGCUAGCCGCAUGCAAAGAAGCUGAAGAUCAACUAACAACUAUGCGUCGCAACAUGUUACUUCUCGUAGGCAUUGGUGACUUCAGCGACAAGGCCGUGUGGAAAGAGUCGAGAAAAUCCUUCAUUCUUACCGAGGUCAUCUGUCAGGCAUGCAAUCACUGCCGGGAUCUAGAUCUCUGCAAGGACACACACCGAGCUUUAAAAGACGGUGAAUUGCCUGUUUGGUUGUGUGCACAGUGCAACGUGGAUUAUGAUAACGUCGAAAUCGAAAUGCGGCUCCUGGACGUGGUACAGCGGAAGCUUAUGUCAUACACGCUACAGGAUUUACGGUGCAUCAAGUGCAAGCAAAUCAAACGGGAAAACCUUUCUCAGUACUGCACGUGCACGGGAUGUUUUGAAAAUCUCAUCUCUACAUCGGAGUUACGUCGCCUGCUGCAAACGUUCUACACGCUUGCCAAAGACUAUCGCAUGAGUGUUCUUGAGGAAACCGUUCAACACCUACUGGAAACGUAAGCAGUUUCAGCUCUUCAUUAGUAUAGACUAUAAAAUGGAGCAGAGAAAGGGUUUUUUUUUUGUAUAAUGCUCUAUGCGCUGCGAUAAUGUUUCUCUUUUUUCGGCAAAUAAAUAUCAACGAAACGUAA
This is a messenger RNA of Anopheles arabiensis, 6829 nucleotides long. It is a transcript of the gene DNApol-epsilon255, whose product is annotated as DNA polymerase epsilon catalytic subunit 1. The coding region runs from base 42 to 6701 and encodes 2219 amino acids. The transcript has 3 exons. Gene Ontology annotation, cellular component: nucleus; epsilon DNA polymerase complex. Gene Ontology annotation, biological process: nucleotide-excision repair, DNA gap filling; DNA replication; base-excision repair, gap-filling. Gene Ontology annotation, molecular function: zinc ion binding; DNA-directed DNA polymerase activity; single-stranded DNA 3'-5' DNA exonuclease activity. The record is from RefSeq and is a predicted model, not a curated record. Lineage: Eukaryota; Metazoa; Arthropoda; Insecta; Diptera; Culicidae.